GCACCUCCUUCAAUAGCGCUUCCGGGUCGAAUGUGAAUCACUUAGCAGAGCAGGCUUGUUUUGCGAAAUCCACAACUUCAGAGGGAAAAUGGGGGAUAAUCCCGGUUUCGACGUAUCUUUACAGGAUAGCAAGGCGGCUUACAUUUUGAGCAAUGUGGCGGAGGUCGUCGAGCGAAUUCUCACAUUCGUACCGACCAAAUCUCUUCUACAAAUCGCCAGCGUGUGCAGGCUAUGGAGCAACUGUGCCCGCAGAGUGCUGAGAACUCAGCAGCAGCUGACGUGGGUGUCAGCCUGUGGGCCCUCCAGCUCAGAGGGACACGCCCUCUGUAAGGUCCUGGCGGAGGAAGUAGAGAAAGUAUUUCUCCUGCCCAAAAACGUUCUAGCCAUGGUGGACUGUGAGGCCUUCAAUGGACAAGCACCCUGCUACAGACAGAAUAAGGCAAAGAGGAGUCGCCACAGUCAAGACACUGUUGAGGACUUGUUCCAGCUCUUCCCUCGAAAUUGUGAUGUCAUGGGCAUUGCUACACCGGGCAUCGUCUUGACUCCCACUGGCUCUGGCUCCAGACCUCCAGAGGAGCACCAGGAGGGGGAGGCCGGCUUUGCCAUCAUGUUCCCCAGCAUGGAGGGCGUCCACAUCAAACCAUUUCACUUUUGUAAGAAGACCGUCUCCCCAGCCGCUUUGAAAGAAGCAGGACUAGUAGACAACCCAGAGCUACGAGUGGUGCUCCUCUUUUUCUAUGAGGCAUAUCGAUCUGGAGGGGCAUACUUCCUCAACCAAAUACUGGAGCCUCUAGCUAAGAGCAAAGCUCUGAUCACAGGAGGACUGGUAGAAAGUGUCUUCUCUCCCACCAGAUGCUGGUAAGAAAGAACAAGCCAUUAAAAAAAAGAAACAGAACAGAGUGACGCCUCCCCUAAUCUGAGUAUGCUUUAUCGUUAUAUUUCCUCAUAUAGUGGCAAAUGCGAGAGGUGUCACAAGAUCUCACACGAUUAAAACGUGACAAGAUCCUUGUCUUGUGGGUACUAGGCCUAGGACAAUAAUACAUUAAUUAAGUAAUCACACAAGAAAUGAAAAUUACCGGGAUCAUUUUGCCGGCUACAAUAUAUUGCCAUGUGUAUACGUGUCUGUUUUCCUCAUCUCUUGCCUACAAACAGGCAGGAAGAGAAUUCGCUCUGUGUAUUGGUUUCAGCACCUUGACGCGUUUGUUCCAUAGAACAACGGCAUGAACAGAGUGAGCCCUUUUGCCAGUCAUACAGUCUCUUUGUCUCGGUGGGUGGAGGCAGGGCCAGUAGCAUACACACAGAGUGUAGUAGAAAUUAAAUUAGUAGAUUGCAUUUAUAUAUUUUUUCCAUUGUACUUUUCUUAAAAGUAAUGUUAAAAUCUUGUCUGGUCUCAUUCUCAUAAACCCAAUCUUGUGUAUCGUAUCGUCUCGUCUCGUCUCGUGAACUGAGUUUCUCGUGACACCCCUAGCAAAUGGGGAAGGUUAUUUACUCAAUUGCAGAGAAUACCAGGCGUUUGGGUGUGUUUCUUGGUAGGGUGGUCUUCACUGGUUAAAAUAGGGGCUGGGCAGCAUAAAGCUCAAAAUAUUGUGAUUUUUUUCUUUUUAUGCCAAACAUGUUUUUUGGGUAGAAAAUGAAAUCACACAAUUUGGACGUAAAAUGUUUUUCAUUGGCAGUGACAAAAUGCACUUUUACAAUAAUAUAUUUUGUAUUUAUUGUCACAUAAGUCUUUCUCUGUGACCUCUACUACUUGUAUAAACGUCAGCUUUACAGAUGCCAUGUGCCCGUGGCAUCAGUCAUAGGGUAGGCGAUGUGUGCGGCCGAGUGUUUAUUUUUUUUCCUAAGGUGUGGUGUUUAUUUAUUCAAGUGGAUGAUUAUAAUUGGCACGCACUGUCUAUCGGAGCAGAGGCCACUAUUUGAGGAAAUACAUGUUGCUUUGGAUAUCAAUGCCACGAACUAAAGUCUGAGAAUGUCGUUGCUCUCUCUUCAACAAUAUUCCCACCUUGCUUCUCGCAACAUUUCUAUAGCUGUAGCCAGGGCGUGUGCGGCGUGGUGGGCCUGGCCCUGAGCGGCCCCAAAGUGCAGGGAGCGUCUGUGCUCCUAGACCAGGACGUCGUCAGCCCCAAGACGGCUGAAGCUACCAUCCGGAGGCUGAAGGCCACCAAGAUCCCUGAGAG
Dunckerocampus dactyliophorus (ringed pipefish) is the source of this 2174-nucleotide messenger RNA. RefSeq names its product F-box protein 22 (gene fbxo22). The coding region runs from base 89 to 862 and encodes 257 amino acids. Lineage: Eukaryota; Metazoa; Chordata; Actinopteri; Syngnathiformes; Syngnathidae. The transcript is spliced from 6 exons. The record is from RefSeq and is a predicted model, not a curated record. Gene Ontology annotation, molecular function: protein binding. Gene Ontology annotation, biological process: regulation of skeletal muscle fiber development; protein polyubiquitination; positive regulation of proteasomal ubiquitin-dependent protein catabolic process.